AUGGAUCAAUACUAAAAUACUUUUUAGAUGUUAGGACAAAACAUGUUUUCCAAAGCUCCACCUAGUGGUUAUAGUGCUGGAUAUCAUCCUAUAAUUUAAGCCAAUUCUAAUAAAUAGAAGUUUGAUUAACUGAUAUAGUUAAUGUAAUAAUAGGAGUAGACAGUAAUAAAAAAUGCUUAAAAAGGUUAGUGAUUAUAAUACGAGAAUGAAGGAGAAAGAAGAUCAUCUAUAUUAUUUAGAAUAACAAUCUAUGCAAUUAUAAAGAGAUUUGAUUUAAAAAGAUAAAUAAAGAAAUGAACAUAAUCAAAUACAUUACAAAAAUUAUUCACCUACUUUUAAUGUUUAAAACACUGUUCCAAUGGAGCCAUUGUAAACUGAAUUAUAAUCAGUUUAGAACUUAAAAUAAAACAAAUCUAUAUAAGCAGUAGAUUAUCCAGAAAUAUAGUCUUAAUAAAUGCAACGAUAAGCAUCAGCUUAAAGUAAUUAGAAUUAGACAAGACCUUAAUCUAAUACAAUUUAAGGAAAUUAGAAAUUGUUAUAUAUGCAAAAACAAAUUGAAGAAUAAAAUCAAUAUAUUUAAUAACUGUCUACUUUGGUUGGGAAUAGGAAACCAAUAUUUGAUCCAGAGAAGGAUGAUAGUUUAGCAUAAUUAUUGAAUGAAAGAGAUGAUUUAUAAAAAUAACAUAUUUUGAAUGAAAUAAAGUAAUUAAAAUAGAGAAUAGAUGAAUAUGAUCACUCAAGAUAAUAAAUAUAAUAUGGAUUUAUACCUUAAUAAUAAUAACUAUUAUAAUAAUAGGGUAUGAUGUAAUAUUAAAAUCCUUAUGGAAUGUAUCCAUAAAUGUAUCCUCCAAAUAUUUAAUUAUAAUAAUAAUAAUAAAGUGAUGAAUCUGAUGAUAAUGAUUUAAAUAAUGAAAUUUUAAUGAAAUUGAUUGAUCAAUAAAAUAGAUAAAAUAAGAGAGGAUCAAGAAAUAAAUAGAAUAGUCGUGAUAAUAAGGAUAGAAAUUAAAAAAGAGAUAGAAGAAAUACACAAAAGAAAAAAUAAUAAGAUGAUGAUAAUAAUAAUAAUCAUGGAAAUGAUGAUUGA
Paramecium pentaurelia is the source of this 1084-nucleotide messenger RNA. Lineage: Eukaryota; Ciliophora; Oligohymenophorea; Peniculida; Parameciidae. The record is from the annotation of a GenBank genome assembly.